AUGGAGACUGCCAAAGCAGCUCCCAGCUGGCGGCAUACCAAAGCCGACGUUGUCCAACCACCGAUCCUGUCUACCACCAGCAUGCCCGAAGCCAGCCUCCCGAAAGACUUCCUCUGGGGCUUCGCAACAGCAAGCUACCAAAUAGAGGGCGCCGUUCACGCCGAUGGCCGUCUCGACAGUAUAUGGGACACCUUCUGCCGCAAACCGGGCAAGAUCGCGGAUGGCUCCUCGGGGGAGGUGGCGUGCGACUCGUACAACCGCACGGGUGAAGACAUUGCGCUGCUGAAGGACUUGGGCGCCAAAGCGUACCGCUUCUCGCUGAGCUGGUCGCGCAUUAUCCCGCUCGGUGGGCGCAAUGACCCGGUCAACCAGCCCGGUCUGGACUUUUAUGUCAAGUUUGUGGAUGACUUGCUGGCGGCUGGCAUCGUGCCCAUGGUGACGCUCUUCCACUGGGACCUCCCCGAUGCGCUCGAUAAGCGCUACGGCGGCCCGCUGAACAAGGAGGAGUUCACGCAGGACUUUGUGCACUAUGCACGCACCGUGUUCGAAGCUAUGGGUAGCAGGGUGAAACAUUGGAUCACCUUCAACGAGCCCUGGUGCUCCGCCGUUCUCGGCUACAACGUUGGCGUCUUCGCGCCGGGACGUACGAGCGACAGGUCGAAGAGCGAGGAGGGCGACUCGAGCACAGAGUGCUGGAUCGCGGGUCAUAGCAUGCUUCUGGCUCACGCGAUGGCUGUGAAGGUGUACAGGGACGAGUUUAAGGAGAGAGAUGGCGGCGAGAUCGGGAUUACCCUCAACGGUGACUGGUGCGAGCCGUGGGAUACCGACGAUCCCGCCGAUGUCGAAGCAUGGCAGCGCAGACUCGAGUUCGUCAUCGGUUGGUUCGCGGACCCGAUCUACUUCGGCCACUACCCCGCCUCCAUGAAGCGGCAGCUCGGGGACCGCCUACCCAAUUUCACCCCCGAUGAAGCCGAACUGAUCAAGGGCACCAACGACUUCUACGGCAUGAACCACUACUGCACGAACUACAUCCGGCACCGGUCCGAUCCCGCAGACGCCAACGACUUCGGCGGCAACGUCGACGUUUUGCAGGAGAACAAGGCUGGCGAGGCCAUUGGGCCGCCGACUCAGGCGGUCUGGCUGCGGCCGUAUGCGCAGGGGUUUAGGAAGCUGCUGAACUGGAUUAGCGAGAGGUAUGGCGGGCCGAAGAUAUAUGUGACGGAGAAUGGGACGUGUAUAUUGGGCGAGAAUGACAAGAGUAGGGAGGAGAUCCUGGAGGAUGAGUUCCGCGUUUGGUAUUUCAGGACGUAUAUCCAGGCGAUGGCGGAGGCGGUGGGGGUGGAUGGGGUGGAUGUGAGGGGCUAUCUGGCCUGGAGUUUGUUAGACAACUUCGAGUGGGCAGACGGAUAUGGGACGAGGUUCGGCGCGACGUAUGUCGACUAUGAAGGAGGCCAGAAACGCUACCCGAAGAAGAGCGCCAAGACACUGAGAGAGAUCUUCGAAGGAUUGAUCAAGAAAGAGUGA
Molecule: messenger RNA, 1524 nt
Organism: Coniosporium apollinis CBS 100218
Lineage: Eukaryota; Fungi; Ascomycota; Dothideomycetes
Product: beta-glucosidase
Exons: 3
Coding region: 1-1524 (507 amino acids)
Biological process (GO): carbohydrate metabolic process
Molecular function (GO): beta-glucosidase activity
Source: RefSeq, a predicted model, not a curated record